AUGAGGCACCCGAGUCACAACCAUCCUCUGCGCGUCUUCAAAGCUCAGGAAGAAGAUGAGAUCAUAUGCUCUGGUUGCGAGCUUGAGCUAACCGGACAAGCUUUCAAGUGUACAAAGUCCGACUGCGAUUACUUCUUGCACAAGUCAUGUAUUGAUCUACCCCGUGAAAUCAAUCACAAGUCUCACCCUGACCACCCUUUAACCCUGCUUCAUUCUUCACCAUAUGAUCAGGCUUACACGUGCGACGCAUGCGGUCAGUACGGAUCUGCUUUCACUUACCAUUGCUCUGAGUGCCAGUACGAUGUUCAUGUGGGAUGUGCGUUUAUCCCCGAGACCGUCGAGCGCGAAGAUCAUGAACAUGCACUCACCCUAAUUUACAACACGCCGUGUAAAGGUCGUGAGGAUGGUGUGACGUUCAUGUGUGAUGCUUGUGAAGAAACUAUGUCCGAGAAUCUUUGGGUUUAUUAUUGCAAAGAAUGUGAUUAUGGAACCCAUGUGCAUUCUUGCGCGGUUUAUGAAAAACAUGAGCCAAAGAAAGAAAGAGGAGGAGAAGAAGCGAUAUUGGAAGCUUUGAGGAUGGAGUCGUUGAAUAAUGCUCGACAAGAGUUGCAGAACAUGCGUAUUAGGAAUAAAAUCAAUAAUUCUGUGAUUCAUUUUGGUGAUGAACCUGAGCGGAGAUAUUAUUGGGUGAGAAAAUGA
This is a messenger RNA of Microthlaspi erraticum, 699 nucleotides long. The record is from the annotation of a GenBank genome assembly. NCBI's taxonomy places the organism in Eukaryota, Viridiplantae, Streptophyta, Magnoliopsida, Brassicales, Brassicaceae.